CGUGUCCUGUGAAAACCUGUCCGGUCGGAACUCUAACAUGACAACAUUUCCUUGGGUGAAUGAUGUAAACACACGACAAAGUGUUCAAAUAAGAUUGUAAACAACAUUUGAUGAAGUUUCUUCACAGCCGCAGAGCAUCCUGGCUCUCAAUCCAAGGGUGAAGACUCACGGUCAGAUCAUGUCCACGGCCAACAAGAAGACAGAAAAGAAACACUGGAAGCGAAACCCUGAGAGGAGUUGUGGUUCCUGUGUGAAGUUGGAGAACAACUUUGAUGAUAUCAAACACACCACCCUGAGUGAGCGAGGAGCUCUCCGAGAAGCUCUGAGGUGUCUGAAAUGUGCAGAUGCUCCCUGUCAGAAGAGCUGUCCCACCAACUUGGACAUCAAGUCAUUUAUUACAAGCAUUGCAAACAAGAACUACUACGGAGCGGCGAGGUCCAUCCUGUCUGACAACCCACUGGGUCUGACCUGUGGAAUGGUGUGUCCCACGUCAGAGCUGUGUGUGGGAGGCUGCAACCUGUACGCCUCUGAGGAGGGGCCCAUUAACAUCGGGGGCUUGCAGCAGUUUGCCACCGAGGUGUUUAAUAAGAUGGGCGUCCCUCAGAUCAGAAACCCUGAGUUAACGCCACCCCAUGAGAUGCCACAGUCCUACCAUGCACCCAUCGCCCUGAUUGGCUGUGGCCCUGCUUCUAUCAGCUGUGCCUCCUUUCUCGCCCGCCUUGGAUACGAUGACAUCACCAUCUUUGAGAAGCAGAAAUACACUGGAGGGUUAAGCACAUCAGAAAUCCCACAGUUCCGCCUUCCUUAUGAGGUUGUGCAGUUUGAGAUCGACUUGAUGAAGGACCUGGGAGUCAAGGUGGUGUGUGAGAAGGGUCUUGGCGUAGACGGAAUGACUCUGACUUCUCUGAAAGAACACUACCAGGCUGUCUUCAUUGGAAUUGGUCUCCCCCAGGCCAACAGAGCACAAAUCUUCCAGGGUUUGACCAUGGACCAAGGCUUCUUCACUUCCAAAGACUUCCUGCCCAUGGUGGCCACAGCCAGCAAGAGCGGUAUGUGUCAGUGCCGCUCUUCUCUGCCCGCCUUACGGGGAGUGGUGAUCGUCCUGGGGGCUGGCGACACGGCCUUUGAUUGCGCCACCUCCGCCAUCCGCUGCGGCGCCAAGAGAGUGUUUGUCUGCUUCAGGAAGGGAUUCACCAACAUCAGAGCUGUUCCUGAGGAGAUGGAGUUGGCUAAGGAGGAGCGGUGUGAGUUCCUCCCUUUCCUGUCUCCGCGGGAGGUCAUCAUGAAGAACGGGCGGGUCGCCGGCUUGCAGUUUUGUCGCAGCGAGCAGACUGAGGACGGCGACUGGUUGGAGGACGAGGACCAAGUAGUGAGGCUGAAGGCCGACUACAUCAUCAGCGCCUUUGGGUCCAUGCUCAGCGAGCCCACAGUGAGCCACGCCAUGGCGCCGCUCAAGCUGACUCGUUGGGGCACGCCCGAGGUGAACGGCGAGACCAUGCAGACCAGUGAGCCCUGGGUGUUUGCCGGGGGAGACAUUGCCGGACUGGCAAACACCACGGUGGAGUCGGUGAACGACGGCAAGCAGGCCUCCUGGCAUAUUCACAGAUACCUUCAGUCCCUGCAUGACCAGACGGUGGAGGCCGUUCCAAAGCUGCCAUUGUUCUACUGCGCCAUCGACCAAGUGGACAUCAGUGUGGAGGUGUGCGGAAUCAAGUUUCCCAACCCGUUUGGCCUGGCUUCUGCUCCUCCCACGACCACGGCAGCCAUGAUCCGAAGAGCUUUUGAACAAGGAUGGGGCUUCGCACUGACCAAGACCUUUGGACUGGAUAAAGACCUGGUGACAAACGUGUCUCCUCGUAUUGUGCGCGGCACCACCUCUGGUCACAUGUACGGACCUGGUCAAGGAUCCUUCCUGAACAUUGAGCUGAUCAGUGAAAAGACCGCAGCCUACUGGUGCCGGUCAGUGGCUGAGCUCAAGAGAGAUUUCCCCCAAAAUGUGGUGAUCGCCAGCAUCAUGUGCAGCUACAACAAGGAGGACUGGACACAACUGGCCAAGAUGGCUGAGGAAUCUGGAGCUGAUGCCUUGGAGUUGAACUUGUCCUGUCCUCAUGGCAUGGGAGAGAGAGGCAUGGGAUUGGCGUGUGGGCAGGACCCCGUGUUGGUGCGUAACAUCUGUCGCUACGUGCGAGUCGCCACCUCCAUACCCUUCUUUGCCAAACUGACACCUAACGUUACCAACAUUGUGGACAUUGCCAGGGCCGCCCAGGAAGGUGGAGCAGAUGGUGUUACAGCCACAAACACAGUCUCAGGUUUGAUGGGACUGAAGGCAGAUGGCUCGCCCUGGCCAAGUGUUGGAGCUGGCAAAUGCAGCACGUACGGAGGAGUGUCAGGUAAUGCCAUCAGACCCAUUGCUCUUAGAGCUGUCUCCGCCAUUGCAAGAGCGCUUCCGGGCUUCCCAGUUCUGGCCACUGGAGGGAUUGACUCUGCAGAAUCUGGCUUACAGUUUCUUCACGCUGGUGCCUCAGUGCUACAGGUAUGCAGUGCCAUCCAGAACCAGGACUUUACCUUGAUUGAGGACUACUGUGUGGGGUUGAAGACCUUGCUGUACUUGAAGAGCCUUGACCUAAAAGACUGGGAUGGUCAGUCUCCUCCAACAGAGAGACACCAGAGGGGGAAACCUAUUCCAAAACUGGGAGACAUGGUUGGACAGAGCCUCCCCAGUUUUGGACCCUACCUCCAGAAGAGGACAGAGGCCAUCGCUCAGCACAAGAAAGAUCUCAUAGGUGCCAGCGGUGCAGAUGUCAUGGAAGCCAACGUCACAAAAAGCGGAGGGCCGAAGAAACCAGUUCCAGCUGUCAAGGACGUGAUAGCAAGAGCGCUGCGCUACAUUGGAGCGUACCAAGAACUUAACAAUAUGGAGCAGGUCCAGGCUGUGAUAGAUGAAGAGAUGUGUAUCAAUUGUGGGAAAUGCUACAUGACUUGCAACGAUUCUGGCUAUCAGGCUAUUACCUUCGAUCCAGAGACCCACCUUCCGGCUGUAAAUGACAGCUGUACCGGGUGCACUCUGUGCCUGAGUGUCUGUCCAAUCAUAGACUGCAUCAAGAUGGUUACCAGGACAACCCCCUACCAGCCCAAGAGGGGUGUGCCCAUUAGUCCUGUCUGUUGAAGGACAAGAGCCGACUAAAAUAUCACUUAGACAUAGGGUGUGUUUGUUGUCGUAAGAUGUCACAGUACAGUCGUCCCUCGUUUAUCCCAACCAAUUGCUUCCAGGCCUGAUUGUUGUAAACGAACUUCUGCAAAGUAGGAUUCAUUUUAAUUUACCUAAUAUUGUCAUAGUUGAGCUGUUUAUGACCUUCUAAAUAAGCCUUUUAACAUAAUUAGAGCCCUUUAAGCAUGAAAAUAACACCCAUAUAGUCACCUUUACAGCAGUUUCACCCAAUAUAGUAGCCUUGAUUACAGUACUCUCUGGUAACCCAGAAUAUGGCCGUUGCCCGGCUGAUAAAACACGGCCACGAUGUCAAAGUACUUUGUCACAGCCUGGAUAAUUCAUCUAAGUUAGAAGUGAGCUUCCAUGUGCUGAAACCGCAAGCGUAAGUUGUUCAACUUGACACUCGUAGCUACCAUCUAUAGCUUUGUUGUUAGCAUUCAGUCUUGUUGACAUUCCACAUUGAUCCCGUCAAGGCUGUUACUGAUGUCAAAUAAAGAGAUCCUCUCCACUUUGCCCGCUUAGUUGUUGAUUGUGGAAAGCAGUCUUGUUAGCCUGAAUGUUGCGCAGUCUGAUGCUACGACAUCGCUCGUGCAAAAGUCUUGUCCAUGUGGAGAUGUUUUAUUUAGUUUUAUUGAUGAGACAGGAGUUGAAGUCGGUCAAAAAGUCGUUAAAAGUUGGUCAACUUGAUUUUGGUGGUGAAGAUACAGUAGCGCCAGGUGUAGCCGCUUCUGUUGUUGUUAGCCGUGUUCGCCACAGCAUAUUAAUGGAAAACUACAAAAAAUCCUGCGGAAAAUUUGAUGGGCCUGCUAUCUGUGCCCUGAACCUCCGGCCGGGGUGGAAGCCGACGUACGUCUAGGACGGCGCACAGUAUCCAAAUCCAUGAUUUUUAGGUUUAAACAUACAAAAUUAGCAAAAAAAAGCUAGCAUAAAAUGUUUGCAUGUGAAUAUAAGAGACGUUAGCAUACUAGCAAGAUGGUGGCAAGUAAAAAAAUCAUGAUGUUUAGGUUAAAAUAUUAGCUACAAAGCUAGCAAAAACGUUAGCAUGCUCAUGCGUGACCAGGUAAGAAGAAUUAUUUGUAUUAUUUCCUAAAAAGCUAGCAUAAAUCAUUAGCAUGCUAACACUUUGCAGCAGUGAAUGGAGGCUUGCAUUGCAGCAGGCCCAUAAUGAGACAAAUGCUGCUCUAUAAUACAUAACUAAGACUUACUCUAACCCCAGCAGGCCCAUAAUGAGACAAAUGCUGCACUAUAAUACACAACUAAGACUUACUCUAACCCCAGCAGGCCCAUAAUGAGACAAAUGCUGCACUAUAAUACAUAACUAAGACUUACUCUAACCCCAACAGGCCCAUAAUGGGACAAAUGCUGCUCUAUAAUACAUAACUAAGACUUACUCUAACCCCAGCAGGCCCAUAAUGAGACAAAUGCUGCUCUAUAAUACAUAACUAAGACUUACUCUAACCCCAGCAGGCCCAUAAUGAGACAAAUGCUGCUCUAUAAUACAUAACUAAGACUUACUCUAACCCAAGCAGGCCCAUAAUGAGACAAAUGCUGCUCUAUAAUACACAACUAAGACUUACUCUAACCCCAGCAGGGCCCAUAAUUAGACAAAUGCUGCUCUAUAAUACAUAACUAAGACUUACUCUAACCCCAGCAGGCCCAUAAUGAGACAAAUGCUGCUCUAUAAUACAUAACUAAGACUUACUCUAACCCCAGCAGGCCCAUAAUGAGACAAAUGCUGCUCUAUAAUACAUAACUAAGACUUACUCUAACCCCAGCAGGCCCAUAAUGAGACAAAUGCUGCUCUAUAAUACAUAACUAAGACUUACUCUAACCCCAGCAGGCCCAUAAUGAGACAGAUGCUGCUCUAUAAUACAUAACUAAGACUUACGCUAACCCCAGCAGGCCCAUAAUGAGACAGAUGCUGCACUAUAAUACAUAACUAAGACUUACUCUAACCCCAGCAGGCCCAUAAUGAGACAAAUGCGGCUCUAUAAUACAUGACUAAGACUUACUCUAACCCCAGCAGGCCCAUAAUGAGACAAAUGCUGCACUAUAAUACAUAACUAAGACUUACUCUAACCCCAGCAGGCCCAUAAUGAGACAAAUGCUGCUCUAUAAUACAUAACUAAGACUUACUAUAACCCCAGCAGGCCCAUAAUAAGACAAAUGCUGCCCUAUAAUACAUAACUAAGACUUACUCUAACCCCAGCAGGCCCAUAAUGAGACAAAUGCUGCACUAUAAUACAUAACUAAGACUUACUCUAACCCCAGCAGGACCAUAAUGAGACAAAUGCUACUCUAUAAUACAUAACUAAGACUUACUCUAACCCCAGCAGGCCCAUAAUGAGACAAAUGCUGCACUAUAAUACAUAACUAAGACUUACUCUAACCCCAGCAGGCCCAUAAUGAGACAAAUGCUGCUCUAUAAUACAUAACUAAGACUUACUCUAACCCCAGCAGGCCCAUAAUGAGACAAAUGCUGCUCUAUAAUACAUAACUAAGACUUACUCUAACCCCAGCAGGCCCAUAAUGAGACAAAUGCUGCUCUAUAAUACAUAACUAAGACUUACUCUAACCCCAGCAGGCCCAUAAUGAGACAAAUGCUGCACUAUAAUACAUAACUAAGACUUACUCUAACCCCAUCAGGCCCAUAAUGAGACAAAUGCUGCACUAUAAUACAUAACUAAGACUUACUCUAACCCCAGCAGGCCCAUAAUGAGACAAAUGCUGCACUAUAAUACAUAACUAAGACUUACUCUAACCCCAGCAGGCCCAUAAUGAGACAAAUGCUGCACUAUAAUACAUAACUAAGACUUACUCUAACCCCAGCAGGCCCAUAAUGAGACAAAUGCUGCACUAUAAUACAUAACUAAGACUUACUCUAACCCCAGCAGGCCCAUAAUGAGACAAAUGCUGCACUAUAAUACAUAACUAAGACUUACUCUAACCCCACAUUUAGGACAGAAACAUGUAGAAUAUGCUUUGAAACAAAGUGGCAAGGGACGACUGUACUGCAGUAAUGUUUUGAGGGACUAAAACUAAGCUUUAUUUUCUGCCAGAUGCAACUAUUACUUACAUGUUGUCUUUUUAUUUCCAAGUAACAUCCUGGAAUGUGCUCUUCUCAUCAAGUCUCCAUAAAACACUUUUAAUGGGAAACAUUGUUACACAACAAGGCUGCAUCUCAUCUUGUAUGCAGUAAAAGACUAAUACUUGUAUGCAGUAAAACACUAAGACGUGUAUGCAGUAAAAGACUAAGACUUGUAUGCAGUAGAAGACUAAGACUUGUAUGCAGUAAAAGACUAAGACUUGUAUGCAGUAAAAGACUAAGACGUGUAUGCAGUAAAAGACUAAGACUUGUGUGCAGUAAAAGACUAAGACUUGUAUGCAGUAAAAGACUAAGACUUGUAUGCAGUAGAAGACUAAGACUUGUAUGCAGUAGAAGACUAAGACUUGUAUGCAGUAAAAGACUAAGACUUGUAUGCAGUAGAAGACUGAGACUUGUAUGCAGUAGAAGACUAAGACUUGUAUGCAGUAAAAGACUAAGACUUGUAUGCAGUAAAAGACUAAGACUUGUAUGCAGUAAAAGACUAAGACUUGUAUGCAGUAAAAGACUAAGACUUGUAUGCAGUAAAAGACUAAGACUUGUAUGCAGUAAAAGACUAAGACUUGUAUGCAGUAGAAGACCAAGACUUGUAUGCCGUAAAAGACUAAGACUUGUGUGCAGUAAAAGACUAAGACUUGUAUGCAGUAGAAGACUAAUAAGACUUGUAUGCAGUAAAAGACUAAGACUUGUAUGCAGUAAAAGACUAAGACGUGUAUGCAGUAAAAGACUAAGACUUGUGUGCAGUAAAAGACUAAGACUUGUAUGCAGUAAAAGACUAAGACUUGUAUGCAGUAGAAGACUAAGACUUGUAUGCAGUAGAAUACUAAGACUUGUAUGCAGUAAAAGACUAAGACUUGUAUGCAGUAAAAGACUAAGACUUGUAUGCAGUAGAAGACUAAGACUUGUAUGCAGUAAAAGACUAAGACUUGUAUGCAGUAAAAGACUAAGACUUGUAUGCAGUAAAAGACUAAGACUUGUAUGCAGUAAAAGACUAAGACUUGUAUGCAGUAGAAUACUAAGACUUGUAUGCAGUAGAAGACUAAGACUUGUAUGCAGUAAAAGACCAAGACUUGUAUGCAGUAAAAGACUAAGACUUGUAUGCAGUAAAAGACCAAGACUUGUAUGCAGUAAAAGACUAAGACUUGUAUGCAGUAAAAGACUAAGACUUGUAUGCAGUAAAAGACUAAGACUUGUAUGCAGUAAAAGACUAAGACUUGUAUGCAGUAGAAGACCAAGACUUGUAUGCCGUAAAAGACUAAGACUUGUGUGCAGUAAAAGACUAAGACUUGUAUGCAGUAGAAGACUAAUAAGACUUGUAUGCAGUAAAAGACUAAGACUUGUAUGCAGUAAAAGACUAAGACGUGUAUGCAGUAAAAGACUAAGACUUGUGUGCAGUAAAAGACUAAGACUUGUAUGCAGUAAAAGACUAAGACUUGUAUGCAGUAGAAGACUAAGACUUGUAUGCAGUAGAAUACUAAGACUUGUAUGCAGUAAAAGACUAAGACUUGUAUGCAGUAAAAGACUAAGACUUGUAUGCAGUAGAAGACUAAGACUUGUAUGCAGUAAAAGACUAAGACUUGUAUGCAGUAAAAGACUAAGACUUGUAUGCAGUAAAAGACUAAGACUUGUAUGCAGUAAAAGACUAAGACUUGUAUGCAGUAGAAUACUAAGACUUGUAUGCAGUAGAAGACUAAGACUUGUAUGCAGUAAAAGACCAAGACUUGUAUGCAGUAAAAGACUAAGACUUGUAUGCAGUAAAAGACUAAGACUUGUAUGCAGUAAAAGACUAUGACUUGUAUGCAGUAGAAGAUGCCACUAAUCCCUUCAUAGUUAUGAAAAUAAUGUGUGCUCAUGAAGAUGUUUGAGCAGCACCACAUGUGCCAAUUAGUGGUUUAAUUGUUCAUAGUGGGAAUGUUUGUAGAAAUGGUUUGAAGUUACAAUUGUAUGAAUCAAAUGAUUGACAGUACAUUGAUUAUUUUGGAGAUAUUAUUGGGCCUAAUUGAGUUUUAUGUUAGAAUUUGAUUGUGAACCAAUAAAGUACCUAAGCUGA
Molecule: messenger RNA, 8361 nt
Organism: Nerophis lumbriciformis (worm pipefish)
Lineage: Eukaryota; Metazoa; Chordata; Actinopteri; Syngnathiformes; Syngnathidae
Gene: dpydb
Product: dihydropyrimidine dehydrogenase b
Biological process (GO): uracil catabolic process; thymine catabolic process
Cellular component (GO): cytoplasm; cytosol
Molecular function (GO): dihydropyrimidine dehydrogenase (NADP+) activity; NADP binding; iron-sulfur cluster binding
Source: RefSeq, a predicted model, not a curated record